GCGCGCGCCUUGUGACGUCAGAGCGGCAGCGGAGAGACAGAGACGGGAGCUGGAAGGGGUAGAGUGAUACCGACGGAUUGAACGACAGCGCGAGAGAAACUGCCCGACCGCACCGUCACCCGCUCACUCACUCACUCAAUCACCGGGAUACAAAAGCAAACAAUAUACCUCCCCAAGCCAGCUACCUUCUCAACCGGGGCCAGGCAGCAUCAAUCUCCCCCCUACCCCCUUACCCGCUGGGAUCAGGACCCGGGACCCCCCUCCCCCCCGCCCGCUCCCGUUGGACCCGGGACCCCCCGAGCAGUCAUGGGCUGCACCCUGAGCGCGGAGGAGAGAGCUGCGCUGGAGAGGAGCAAACAGAUCGAGAAAAACCUGAAGGAGGAUGGGAUCACCGCGGCCAAAGAUGUCAAGCUCCUGCUACUGGGGGCCGGGGAAUCUGGGAAAAGCACCAUUGUGAAGCAGAUGAAGAUUAUUCACGAGGAUGGAUUCUCGGGCGAGGAUGUCAAGCAGUAUAAACCUGUGGUUUAUAGCAACACUAUCCAAUCUCUGGCAGCCAUCGUCCGCGCCAUGGACACCCUGGGCAUUGAGUAUGGUGACAAGGAACGGAGGGCUGAUGCCAAGAUGGUGUGUGAUGUGGUAAGCCGCAUGGAAGACACAGAGCCUUUCUCUCCUGAGCUGCUGUCUGCCAUGAUGAGACUCUGGGCAGACUCUGGAAUACAGGAAUGCUUCAACCGAUCCCGGGAAUACCAGCUUAACGACUCUGCUAAAUACUACCUAGACAGUUUAGAUCGAAUCGGAGCUCCGGACUACCAGCCCACAGAGCAAGAUAUCCUGCGAACCAGAGUGAAGACUACAGGCAUAGUAGAAACUCACUUCACAUUCAAAAACCUCCAUUUCAGGCUGUUUGAUGUUGGAGGACAGCGAUCAGAACGUAAGAAAUGGAUCCACUGUUUUGAAGACGUGACAGCCAUCAUCUUUUGUGUGGCUCUGAGCGGGUACGAUCAGGUUCUUCACGAAGACGAAACUACGAACCGGAUGCAUGAAUCCCUCAAACUGUUUGACUCCAUCUGUAACAACAAGUGGUUCACAGAUACAUCCAUCAUCCUAUUCCUGAAUAAGAAGGAUAUCUUCCAGGAGAAAAUCAGGCGUUCUCCUCUAACUAUCUGCUUCCCGGAUUACACAGGCCCAAACACUUACGAAGAUGCUGCAGCUUAUAUACAAGCACAAUUUGAGAGCAAGAACCGCUCUCCAAACAAGGAGAUUUACUGUCACAUGACCUGCGCCACGGAUACGAAUAACAUCCAGGUGGUAUUUGACGCCGUCACCGACAUCAUCAUUGCCAACAAUCUCAGAGGCUGCGGCUUGUACUGAUUCCUCUGUAUAGCAAAUUUAUCUGCUGGUGAAAAAAAAAACCACAAAAAAAACGCAAGUUGGUAAACAGAGAAGGCAAAACGAAACACACACACAUAUAUAUAUAUAUAUAUAAAUAUAUAUAUAUAUAAACCAAUCUUUUUAUUUUGUCUCAAAGAGCUGUCAACAGAACAGAUUGUCCGCAGCUCUUGUGCUCCCCAAGUAUAAGAUCCUUGAUUUUUAAGGAUCGCUUUUAAAGCCUGAUCCUUUAACCCCAUCAGUGCUGAGAUGUGAAUUGCCGCUGGUCCUAACCAGGGCUGAAGAGGGUUAUAACAUAUCUUUGAUGAAAGGUAAACGAUAUUCUGUUUUUAAAUCAACUUUUUUAUUUUGUGUGUUUCUCUCAAAUAUCACACGCGCGCACACAGGGACCUAUUUAAACAAUCAGGUUGAUCUAUUCUGUUCAGCUCUUGGGUUACAAAACAAAUCAAUGUAAAAAAAAAAGAAAAAAAAAAUGUAAAAAAAAAAAAUCCAAACCAGGUAGAUGUGUUUGUGAGACUCGCAGGACAGCGCACUCAACCUUUUGUGGGUGCUCUUUCUGAAUGAGGGUCUUUUGAGGGAUCAGUGGUAACCCCUCUAGUCUGUGUAACGUUAAGCAGCGGGUCCCACUUGUCUUGAAAAAGGUAUCAGUGCCAACCCAAACUGCGGAGCGGGGGGGGAACAGCCUGCAGAUAAAGGGGGGAAACCCGCGCUUGCUGUCCCUCCGUGCUCCACACUGUUCUAUGGACCCUCAAAUUGACGUUCUGCAGGUAGCAUGACCUUUGGCCUUUGUAAAAACACAGCCUUCCUUAAAGUUGAUGUGUUAUGUUAUCACUGGAUUAGUGGAUGCAUAGAAUGCUGUAAAUCUGGUUUAGCUAAGUCUGUACAUUUAGAAGAAACUAAACAGUUUUUUUCCCCAUGUGCUUGUAGCUUUAUGACACCUUCCUUAUUAUUCUCUUUUUUUUUUGGGACUAUUUUUCCUUUCCUCACACUAUUUGCAAAAUGACAUCAUAACUCUAUGUAACCCUUUCACUGGUGGAAAGGCCAGCACAGCUUCCAACAAAGAACGGGUUCAUGGAAAUCCAUGUAAUACAUUUUUUUUGUUUGUUUUUUUUUGUUGUUGGAAGGGGGACAGGACUUGAUUUAUUUCUGUUGGACUUGUAACCCUGCGUAGAAUAAUAUAUAUAUAUAUUCUCAAACACAAAAUGGAGAAUUUUCCAGGGUAAUUAAAAUGUACAGAUCUAAUGUCUGAUUAGGUUUCCAUGCUCUGAACUCUGUACCAUGCACUCUCUGAGUUUGUAUAGAAAAAGCACAGCUCUCACUUACCUCCAGCUGCCCAAAUAUUUUGCCCUUUAGACAUUUUGCUCGGAAUUCCGUAUAUUACAAUCCGAAAGGCUCAGUUACUUUCCAGCCUCCUUUACUUUCCCAAGUGAAUGCUUUGUGCUGCUUUUUUCCUCCCCUCCCUUCCUUUUAGUGAAUGGUGUUUUUUCCUCUCAUGUGGGAUGUUUGUGCUGCGAAAAAAAAAUGGAAAAAAAAAAAACACGUAAAAAAAAAACAAAAAAAAAAAUUUCAAAUUUAAUCGAAUGUAGUGUUUACAUUAAAUCCACAGUUUUCAUGACCAAACCUUUGUCAUUUCUACUUUGAUUAGAAUUCAGACUUCUUCACCAUUUCACUUGCAAACUGAAGAAGAACGGUCACAAAUGUUAAAGAAAAAAAAAUAAAUAAAAAAUGAUGAAUCAAUAAAUGAACGAGAAAUGAAGCUGAGGUGUGUUCCUUGUAUUGCAAAGCGCUCAGUCUGGUGCUGCCAGCGACUCUCGUAACUAAUGGAAACUCGUGUGUAGCUUAAUAAAGAGAAUGUUUGUCUGUACA
Spea bombifrons (plains spadefoot toad) is the source of this 3255-nucleotide messenger RNA. It is a transcript of the gene GNAO1, whose product is annotated as G protein subunit alpha o1. The transcript is spliced from 8 exons. Gene Ontology annotation, molecular function: G protein-coupled serotonin receptor binding; corticotropin-releasing hormone receptor 1 binding; G-protein beta/gamma-subunit complex binding. Gene Ontology annotation, cellular component: heterotrimeric G-protein complex. The record is from RefSeq and is a predicted model, not a curated record. The coding region runs from base 307 to 1371 and encodes 354 amino acids. Gene Ontology annotation, biological process: G protein-coupled dopamine receptor signaling pathway; adenylate cyclase-modulating G protein-coupled receptor signaling pathway. NCBI's taxonomy places the organism in Eukaryota, Metazoa, Chordata, Amphibia, Anura, Pelobatidae.